This is a messenger RNA of Pocillopora meandrina, 1156 nucleotides long. Lineage: Eukaryota; Metazoa; Cnidaria; Anthozoa; Scleractinia; Pocilloporidae. The record is from the annotation of a GenBank genome assembly.
AUAAUCAAGGAAUUUGACAAGUUCGUGAGUGGAGAAACCAAUGAAAUGUAUGAACGCUCCGUAUUCAAUAGCCGUGACCAGAAAGAAGGCGAAUCCAUUGAUACAUACGUAGGAGAACUGAGAACACUUGCACAAUCGUGCAAUUUCUGCACGUGUUUACACGACACACUUAUCCAGGAUCAGAUCGUUCUUGGCCUACGCGACAGAGGCACGCGCAAACGUCUAUUGCGUCAGGGCAAACUAACGGUGCAAAAGUGCAUUGAGAUCGCUAAGAGUGAUGAAGUCUCAAACACACAGAUAAAGAAUAUGGACCAAACUUCUCCAGAACCUCAGAUGUCCAUAAAGUGAAAACAACGAAACCAAAGAAAUCAGAACGCAAAAAUCCGAAGCAAACAAACUGAGAUAAUCCGAACCAGAAAUAUAAUAAUGACAAGAUGUGUACGAGUGGCAAGCCGUGUGAUUUCUGUGGGAGAAAACAUCGUAGAGGCAGAGCCAAUUGCGCCGCUUGGGGCUGCGUUUGUGGAGCAUGUGGAAAGAAGAACCAUUUUGCGUCCCAUUCGAAAGCAAAAGAGAAAGCACACAAUGUUGAAUUAGAAGAAGGCGAAACCAGCGACGACGAAUUCUUUUAUUGGAUGACCCCCAGUGUCUCGGAACCCGAAAUUUACGCACAGAUGCUUAUCAAUGAACAGCUCAUUAAGUUCCGUAUUGAUUGUGGUGUAACCGUUAAUGUUCUGCCGAUCAAGUACGUCAACAAAGAAGAUAUCCACCUGACGAAACGUGUUUUGCAACUGUGGAAUAAGACUGAACUUAAACCUGAAGGAAUUUGUCGCGUGACCAUACGCAAUCCACGAAAUCGGAAAAAAUACUCAGUCGAGUUCAUUGUUGUCAACGAGAAUUUGACCCCACUGCCGGGUGCAGCAGUAAUACAGCAGAUGGGCCUGCACGAAAAGUGCACGAAAAAAACUUCGGAAAAAAGGCCGCAGCAAGAAUUGCAAGCACGAAGCAACAGACAACCCAAGAAAUCAUUGAAGAAUACCGUGACGUAUUUGAGGGUGAUUUGGGGACACUAGAAGGAUUACAACACCUCGACGUUGACCCUUUCAUGCCCCCCACCAUUGCACCAUCGCAACGAGUGCCAUUCGCCAUUAGGCCCAAG